Molecule: messenger RNA, 747 nt
Organism: Trichobilharzia szidati
Lineage: Eukaryota; Metazoa; Platyhelminthes; Trematoda; Strigeidida; Schistosomatidae
Source: the annotation of a GenBank genome assembly
GCAGGCUAAGUUAUAUUUUGAAUGACCAUGCACUGUGUUAUCCAAGCAUUAUGUUAUCCAUAUCUGCACAAAACAUAUUGGUCAAAAAAGCUUGUUUAAAUACGUCAAAACAUGUUGCUACUAUAAUUACAUUCAAGACACCGAUUGAAUUAUUGUGAAAUAUAAUGGAGGAACAGGUCAUCAAAAAAAUUGAGGAUAACAGAAGGAUACAUACUUAUCCACUGUUAAAACAUAGUGAUAUGAAUGAAGAUAUGCAAACUGAAGUAAUGGAAUUGUGUGUAACUGCAUGCGAAAAAUUUUCAACUGAUAACGAAGCAGCUUCACGUUUUGUAAAAGAGUCAAUGGACAAAAAGUUUGGUGCAGCUUGGCAUGUGGCCAUUGGAGAAGGUUUCGGUUUUGAAAUUACAUAUGAUAUCAAAAACAUCCUGUACAUGCUCUGUGGAGGGAAUUUAGGCAUAAUUGUUUGGAAGUGUUGCUGAUGAUAUGUGAAUACCACAAAACGCAGUUGGAACAAGAGUCUGCGUAAGGAUGAAAAAAGCAUUUUUUCAAGAAUUUCAAUUUCCCAGAAAAGCCUCUCUGUGUGAAAUUUUCAAACUUUUGCUACCAUUCGGAGUUUCGCUAGGUGAAAAUUAAGCGUAGUGAUAAAUUACCUCUUAAAAAAUCUUUUUUCUAAUUUUGUUCACUACCUUGAAAUAAUCAUGUAACAUUUUAUAUUCCCCUCACAAAAUACAAAACUUCAAUUGGUAU